Molecule: messenger RNA, 6713 nt
Organism: Sinocyclocheilus rhinocerous
Lineage: Eukaryota; Metazoa; Chordata; Actinopteri; Cypriniformes; Cyprinidae
Exons: 19
Coding region: 242-6187 (1981 amino acids)
Source: RefSeq, a predicted model, not a curated record
UCUCUUCGAUGCUAGUGUUGUUGCUGAAUUAAGUUCGUGCGGUGGACCUUCGCGUUAAGCGUUAGUUUGCGUCAAUUGAGUCUGUCACAGCUCAAAUCAAAUGUAUUCUAACAGUUUUAUUAUUAUUUUAUUGUUUGCGUUGGUGUGACGUAAACGGUUCUAUAUCUGCAUGGUUGCACGCGCAGUGAAAUCGCCGUUCACUGCUGUACGUUACUGACCAGUAGCCGCAAACUUUUGGGAGAUGGGGAAAAACCGCAAGCGUUUGAAAGGAAAGGGAGCAGCUCAAGCUCCAGGACCUGGACCACAACAUGGCAUGCGGCCCACAGCGCCUCCUCAACCCAGACCUCCUCCCCCUCACGGCGGGCUUCGCGGUCCUGCUCCCGUCCGCCCGAUGGGCCCACCUGGACAGAGGUUUCCUGCGCCCCAUCGCGACUUCGGACCCCAACCCCCCAGAAUGAUGAUGAUGGACAACAUGGAAGAGGACAGAGGGUUUAUGCGUGAGCCGCAGGGAUUGAUGAUGGACGAUGAGCCUUAUCACCACCCGCUGGAUUUUCCCGACAGACAUGAGUUUCCCCCGCGUUUUGAUGGACCUGAUCCACAUUUCCAUCAUCAUUCAGAGUUUGGGAACAGACCACCAGCACCGCGCUUUUACCGUCCAGAGCUUGAAUAUGCUUUCCAUUCUCCGGAGUUUGAUGACAGACCUCCCGACUUCUGCCCGCCCGAGUUUGAAGGAGGGCCAGGUUUCCACAGGAUGGACCCUGGAUUCGACCAAGUGGAGCAGUAUGGUCCAGCAGACCCGCAUCACACGCCACAAAUGGAUGUACAUGGCAAUCGUGCGUUUGGAGAUAGAGGAGGGUUUGCUGGACCACUGCCACCUGAUUUCCGGGGCCCAGGUCCAGUACAGCCACCAACUGAAGCGUUUAAUGCCACUAGCAUGGCUCCUCCUGUGAAAGGCUGUCCACCCCAACCUCCAAAGAAAAAAGAUCAGCCGGCUCCGAAAGAGACUGAACCUCCUAAAUCGAUGGCAUCAAAGAUAUCAAAAUUCAAGAAUAUUUCUGCAAAUACUCCUCGUGGACGCUCAUUGGGAGUAAUUUCAUUCAUUGGUAAUAAUUGUGGUUUCAUUGAACGGGAGGAUUUGAAGAAAUUUUCUUUUAUAUUUGAUGCUUUUUUUGGAAACCGAGCUCACCUGGUGCCUGGGGUUAAAGUGCAUUUCACAGCAGUGAAAAACCUGGGAAAAGAAUGUGCGGUUGAUGUGAAAGUGGCACCAGGAGGAACAGAAGACAUUGACAGUACGAUGUAUGAAGGCGUAGUUCUCACAGCCCUUCCUGAUGACAAUGUCAAGGAGGCUAAUCCUGGCCGCAUCAGGACCGUUUUCUCUAAGGAUCCCAUUAUAUUGCCCUUUGGAAAGGCAGACACCAAUGUGACUCUGCUGCUGUAUGAUCGUGUGGAGUUCCAGUUGCUGACAAAUGUUAUUACCAAGGAACAAAGAGCCACAAACAUCAAACCAAAAACACCCGACACUUUUCAGCUCACCAAAGAAAUCAGGAAGAUGGGUGUGGUUAUGAACAAGAGCGAUGGAACCCUGACCAUCAUGACAGAGAAACAUGAUAACCUCAAGGCCUCUGCUACUGACAAUUUAUCAGAUGAUGAGCUGAAUGUCAUGGAUGAAGUGGAGCUCACUAUUUUGACUGUGAACGACACAAAGAAGGCCGUCCGACUCAAAAAGCUGCCCGAGGGCUCUGUGACCUUUAAUCAAAAAGCAAAAGGCAAUGAAAAUAUUUCUGACGCAAAGGACAGUAAAUCUGGCACUACCCCUGGCAAAGACAAGUGGAAGCCCGUGACCAUGGAGGCUGGUUCUCAAGAUUCAGUCUCCUUAGACGUAAGCAGUGAGAAAUACGAGGGGACGAUUACCAAAAUCGCCCCAAAGAAAAGCCCAAGCCAGGAAAAAGUGAUGGACAAUCAAGAGCCCACGUUGGGUCUUCUGGUCACCACAGUGGAGGGCACAGAGAAGCAGUUGUCUUUUAGGUCAGGUAACGUGAUCACGAAAGCCACCAUGAUGGUUGGUGACAAGGUCCAGUUCAACAUUUUCACCAACAGUGUGACCAAGGAGGAGUGUGCCGUCAACGUAGAGAUCCUGCCAGAAACUUUCCAGACAGACUCUGAAGAGCAACGUAAGAUAGGGCUUGUUGUCAAGCUGGAUGAUAAUUUUGGGUUCAUCAAGACACAACAGGACCCGCAGCUAUUUUUUGACAUAAGUGAGGUUAUGGAGGACACCAAACUCACGUUGUCUGAGAAGGUUGAAUUUACCUUAGUACUGAGUCAAGCAGCUGAAGGGGGAAAACAAGCUGUUAGAAUAAGAAGGCUGAAUGAAAGCGUCUUCACAUCUGCACCAAAAUUAGAGGCCUUUGGAGUAAAAGAGAAGAAGAAAAUGACUAUCAAAUUGCUGAAGCAUCCGAAAGACCAAUUCAAGGAGGAGGUCAAAACAGAGGACAAAGGCAGUGAAUCAAUGGAUGUAGACAAGCCAAACAAGGGAAAAGACAGAGUACGGAGCAUAAGCAGGGAAAAUAGUCAACGUAGGUAUAGUCGAAGCAGAAGCCGGAGCCAAGACAGAAGCAUGAGUUACUACAGAAGCUCCAGUCCUGAGUGGAGGGACGGCCAAUACAGAUACAAACGCAGCCGCAGUCGGAGCAAAGAGCGUGGAGAGAGAUACCACCGGAGUCGCAGCAGAAGCAGAGAAAGGAGCAGCCAAAGUGCCAGGAAGAGAAGCUGCAGCCCUGCCGACACAAAGAGAGUUAAAAGCCCUGACAAUGUAGAAGAACUAUUGAGAAAAAGGAGAGAGCUAAUGGAACUCAAUGAGUUGAUUGCACGUAAGAAAGCUAUUGUCGCUAUGGAGCAAAAUGCAAAAAAAAUUGAUCCUGAGGAUGGAAAAAGUGGAGUUACAACAUUUGAUUAUCAGCAUGUGCAUCAUGACAACAUUUGGAUGCCUGACCUAAAACCAGUGAAGUCCAUCUUGAAGAAACAGUCUGAACCUCACACUGAUUCUCAAUCUCAGGCAUCUACAAGCAAGGAAACUGCUGCUUUUUUUGUAAAGAGUCAGAGUCAAAAGAUGCAAAUUGGAUACCCCCAGCAGACUUGUGCUUUUGGCUCAAGUACACCUGGCUACUCAACGUUUGAAAGUACUGCUGAGAGGACUUUGACCACUGCAUCUUUAACUCAGAUUCAGGAUCCAGAAUUUGUGAGAAAAAAGAAGCAAUUAGAAGAUCUCAGUGAGUCCAUAGCACGCAAAAGAGCGAUAACUGCCAUUGAACAGAAGGUCAAAGUUGUUCGGGAAAUGCCUGAAAUGGAAGCGGAAUACGAGUUUGACUCUCACACAGAGAACCAAUUUGUAAUGUCUAAAGGGAACUUAUGGAGCAGCGAAAUAAAACCUGCUAUUCAACUGAAAAAGUCAAUUUUGAAGAAACGCUCAGGGAUUCUGUCUCAGAGUGACACAACCUCAGUUGAUGAAUAUGGUCAGCCAAGUCAGGAUGAUUCUUCUUUUACAAAACCACCUUCUCAGACAGCAGCUUUGCCAUUUAACAGGUCCUCAAAUCCACAACCCAUUCAUCCUGGUACUUUGGGAUUAUUCAACCGGAUCAUCAAUGAGUCUUCAGCAGCCUCACAAAAGACUGAAACACCCCCUUUUAACAAGCCAGUUAUCCCACAGUCACUCAUGCAGGCGUCCAGGUCAAGGUCUUUACAUGACCUGAAAAUUUCCAACGUGUCUAAAGGUAACAAUUCUCAGGAAGACCAACACAGGGCAUCAUCUCGCCUGCCUCAUGACCAUCCCCCGAGCAGUAACCCUUCUACGAGUCAGACAUCACCAUCAGAUCCUAAGCGCAAUCUUACAACUCAAAUGGAGCGCUUCCUUAGUGCUCUCAACAAGGCCGACACCAGUGUUGUUAACUCAUUGUUUCAAGAGGCUAGAAAGGAUCUGGCUCUAAUGAACACCCAGAAACCCACUGAACCACAAUUAGAUAGAAACAUACCCUUCAUGGACGAAAUAUACGAUCCUUUUAAAGAAGAUGAAGACAAUGACCAGCCUUCCCUAAUGGGCAAACAACCUGGCAGAGAACGAGUAAACACUGAAACCCAUUUGAGUAACCCCAGUAAAGAUGACCUCUUGCCUGAUGAAAGAACUGUUCAGGAAGGUAGUGGCUUUUCUCGGCUUGUUGGAAUGAGGUAUGGUGUAGACCCUACUGCAAAAGCUGAGAAGAAAAGUCCGUAUGGGCAUCCGAUGGUUUCAGAAAAUUGGAGUGCACAUAAAGAAGGUCCAAAUCAGUUCUCUGAGCAGUGGAAUCCGUAUGAAGAGGAAACUAAUCUGUGUGCAACAGAACACAAACAUUACACUGAUGAUGGCAGUCUGUAUAGGGAGCGUAGUCGGUCUGUUGAGUACCAGAAAGUCAAUCCAAAUGUCCAGCACUCCUACGUAGAGGACAGAGAGAUGCCUGAUAGUAAGUUUGACAAAAGCUUAGCUUGUCAGGAGUCUGAAGAAAGCAGUGAGGAUAAAGUCAGAAAGUCAGAGAACUUUGAAAAAAUUCAGAGUCUUCUUCAAACAAUAGGUCUUCAUCUAGACACAGCAGAGGUUAGCAAAUUAGCAGACAGGACACAAGAGCGAUUGUAUGGUAAGAUGAGAAAACCUCAUAGUGCGUCUUCUCACUCUUUUGAACAAAAAAGGGAGCAAUCAGUGAGUCAAACUGAGCAAAGAGGUAGUAGUAGUAGGGCAGAUUCCUCAGACUCUGAAAACUUCCGAUCUGUUUCCCCAGCUCAGUCCUCAAGUCGUAAGGUUUACAUGAGCUAUAAGGACUCUGUAAAAUACAAAGACCAGCACAAAGUGGAAGACGUAGACCUAACUAGGAUUAAGAGAACUGUAGUGAAUUUGAAACCAGCAACCGACGAACAAGAUCCUUACAAACCUGAGCUGACCGCAGUUUCUCAAGCUUCGUACCCACCAGUGACCAUUGUAACCACAGUUCAGCCUGACGGUUCCCAGUAUGCCCAAAAUUCCACUGUUUCCACCUUUUCAGCUUCACAAUAUUCGCAAUAUCAAAGUAGUGAUCAACAUGUUUGGGGUUCUGUGGUCCCUGGUCUGUACCCUUAUGGCACUGUACCUUCAUCUCCUUAUGCUAUUGGUCACCAAGCAAUGGCGCCACAUAUGAUGCCUGCUUAUAGUUCGUACACUGCACAAAUGGCCAAUCCAUAUUGUGUACUUCCUCCACUCUCCAUGCCACAUCCCUAUGGUCCUCUAUCUAUCCUCAACCCUCUCCACCUCUCCGCAAUGGCUUCUGCUUACACUAACCACGCGGCUAGUCAAAUCCCAACUGAAUCUAUAAAUACAACGCCUGUUAGGUGCCUAAAAAAAAUAAAAACCGUUCCAACAGUUAAAGCAGGGCCUGCUACCAUAACAGAAGAUGACAUCAAGGCUAGGCAGAAGAAACGGCUUGAACAGUUUAACCAGAGAAUGAAGCUGAAGAAAGAGCAGCAAAUGGAAGCCCAGCGUUCACGUGGACAAAAUCGGAAUUCAGCUCCAGGUAAAAGUACCCCCGAUGAGAUAAAGAAUGUGUGGAUAUUUGGCCACUCACUUGUGUUUUGGGCUGAGAAGAGGGCUACCUCCCCUGAGUAUGGAGUGCAGUUGGGCAUGCACCCAGACUCGGUGCGCAUCUGGUGGAAGGGCGUGCAGGGCAUGACGUGGCAACAGCUUGUACCUUUGCUGCUCCAGCGUAAAGACAACUGGCCCAAACCUGAUGUACUUAUAAUCCACUUGGGUGGAAAUGACAUAAGCACAACUGCUCCAGAGGCCUUUAUUGAGACUGUGAAGAAAGACAUGUCCUCACUGAAGAGCAUAUUCCCCAAAUGCCUGUUGGUGUGGUCCAGCAUCCUUUCACGGCAGUCCUGGAGGGGUACAGAAGCCAGCAAAGAAAUGGACAUUAUCCGCAUGGCCAUUAAUAAGAGCAUAUGUACAAUUAUGACAGAACUUGGUGGCUCUGCUUUGAGACACGGCAACAUAACGCCCAGUUCGGGACUCUACAGGCCAGAUGGGAUUCACCUCUCUGGGAAUGGUAUCGAUAUCUUCAAUCUGAACCUGCAGGCUUUUCUGGAGAAAUGGGAGCGUAAGACUAAUAAGACAGAGACAUCUGACCCAUCAGUUUGAGAUGAGGAAAUUCCUGUAACGGUCAUUUGUUUUGUUCAGCUAAUGCGGAUGUCAGCUUGUACAGUGUCAUUACGUUCUUGUAUAUCCUUUGUUGUCAUUUUGUUACUUCAGAAUUGAUUGUUAUACAACCUGUGUAGAAUUAAAGCAGAUUUGUUUUCUAUACAUGCGUAUUUUGGAAGAAUGUGUUAGAUUUUAGGAUUUACUUGUUCUGUUUUAUUCAUUCAGUUUAAUGACAAAAACAAGAAAAUUGAAAUUAUUCCAUUUUAAUACGGAAUAAACUUUUCUUUAUAUUUGAGAUCUCGUGUAUGAUAUAAAGAAUGUUCUCCACACCUCCACUUGCAUGUUUUUAAGUGUGUUUUCAUCAGGAAGCAUAAGCCCCAUUGAAUGCUUUUUUUCUAUCAUUAAAUCUGAUCCACAAAUCAGCACAGGAAAUGGCAAAAAGUUCAGUCAGUCUGGGUUGGUUAGUAACAUAUGCCUUGUCCAAAUACCCACACUUGCGGUCUUUGCACUUGACCACUUCUAUGAC